Messenger RNA from Protopolystoma xenopodis, 174 nucleotides. The record is from the annotation of a GenBank genome assembly. Lineage: Eukaryota; Metazoa; Platyhelminthes; Monogenea; Polystomatidea; Polystomatidae.
UUGGUAUACCUGAUAAUGGCUCUGCUUAGUCCAUUGGCCUACCCACUCAGCCUGGUUUUUGACCGUAUCUUCGGUAACGAGAGCACUGGAUAUCACAAACGCUCGCAGCUGAAGGCUCUAGUUGAUCUGCACGGACCACGGCCCUUUGACAUCAAAAAUGGUACUAAUUGCUAA